AUGGGGACCGGACGCAAGUUCCACGAGACCGACUCCUGGGCGCUGUUCGUCGGGUUCGUCAUCUUCGCCGUGCUCUCCAUCCUGAUCGAGAAGUUCGUGCACUACCUCAAGCAUCGGCACCGGUCGAAGACGAUGCAGACGGUGAUUCACAAAGCCGAGGAAGAGUUCUUCCUCUUGGGCUCCGUGUCCCUGUUCUUGAUGCUGUUCGAGGAGCUCAUCCUCGCGAACACCUGCGUGAGCACCGGGACGGUGUUCCACGACGAUUGGCAGAUGUGCGAUACCUAUAGUUCGUAUUCCAAGCGACGACGCGCGCUCCUCGGGAAAGGGCUGGCGUACGCGGAGGAGAACUGCGCGUACGGGGAAGAACCGUUCUUGAGCGCGAGCACGUUGCACCAGAUUCACGGGUUCAUAUUCUUCAUGGCGAUCUCGCACAUCUCCGCGUGCGCGUUCACGCUGUACCUCGGGCGGAAGCGCGUGAACUUGAUGCUGAAGAACAGGCGCGAACACAUGGAGAAGACGAUGCGGUGCAUCGUUCAGGCGACGUCAAUGAAGGGCAAGUCGAACGAGAAAGAGACCCCGGGCGCGGACGCGUCCGACGCCGCCGCCGACGCCAACGCCAACGCCGACGCGCGCGACGUCAUCGUGCGGAUCCCGACGACGAAGCACGUCGAAGCGAAGCACGUCGAAGCGAAGCUCGCGCUGAAAGGCCAGAUCGACGUCGUCGAGGACGACAACAAGGGGGUCAUGAAGAAGAAGUUGUACGAGCGUCUGUACCCCGGCGAGGAUCCCUUUUCUAGGUUCAAAGAGACGCUCGGGAUCACGGUCCCGAACACGACGUUGAUAUGCUUCGAGCUCUUGUUCGUGCGGACGCACAACAUUCGCUCGCGGAAGUUUGACUUCGCGCAAUUCUUAGAGCACUGCCUCGAGCAAAACCUCUCCGAAACGCUAGGCAUGUCCCCCGGUCGGUGGGCGAUCGCGGCGGCGUUGAUCCUGGCGUGGGGCCCGGCGAUAUGGGUCACCUUCGGCGUCUCCGCGAUGAACUUCUUACUGUGCUGCGCGCUCGCGGUCAAGCUCAACAUGACCGUGAAGACGAUCCUUCAAGUCGAGGACGAGGGCGGGAAGAUGUCCAACGAGGUGUACUGGUUCCGAAACCCGAAGUUCAUCGAAGACGCGUUCGUGUUGGCGCUAUUUCAGCAGGCGUUCAGUCUCGGCGCGAUGGUCUUCGGCCUGUGGGAGGUUGGCUACGGAGACGAUUACGAGUGCUACUACGGAGGGCCGGGGACGUAUAUCCUGAAGAUCGCCUUCCUCCUGCAGGCGUUGCUCCUCGGCGGUUACGUCAUCCUCCCGCUUCAGGCGGUGACGGCGCAGAUGAGCGACCACUUCCGCGCGGAGCUGCUCGGGAAACACACGAAGAAGACGAUGGAGAUGAUCACCGAGCAGCUCGCCAGGCGAAGGAGUAACUUGAAGAAAUUCGCGACGCAGGAGGACGUGGUGCUGCACAUUCAGAGGUCGUUCCGAGCGCGGCGGGAGAAGCGGAUGCUUCAGCUCGCGAGGAGCGCCAUCGUGCAGGGGUGA
Messenger RNA from Micromonas pusilla CCMP1545, 1575 nucleotides. RefSeq lists its product as uncharacterized. The coding region runs from base 1 to 1575 and encodes 524 amino acids. The record is from RefSeq and is a predicted model, not a curated record. Gene Ontology annotation, cellular component: membrane. Gene Ontology annotation, biological process: defense response. NCBI's taxonomy places the organism in Eukaryota, Viridiplantae, Chlorophyta, Mamiellophyceae, Mamiellales, Mamiellaceae. The transcript is spliced from 2 exons.